Miscanthus lutarioriparius is the source of this 3138-nucleotide messenger RNA. The record is from the annotation of a GenBank genome assembly. NCBI's taxonomy places the organism in Eukaryota, Viridiplantae, Streptophyta, Magnoliopsida, Poales, Poaceae.
AUGGCAUCACUUAGUUUUCCAAUUUCCAUAUCCAUAUUGUUGUUGCUGAUCAUCUCCACCUCCACAACCAUCGCUGCAGCUUCUUCACGUUCAGGCCGCCCGAGCAAGCGAAACGGCAGCAGCACUGACCUCGCUGCGCUGCUGGCUUUCAAGGCGCAGCUCUCCGACCCUGCCGGCAUCCUCGGCGGCAACUGGACCGCCACCACGUCGUUCUGCAAAUGGGUGGGCGUAUCCUGCGGUGGUCGCCAAAGGCAGCGCGUGGCUGCCAUCGAGCUGGCAGACGUCCCUCUCCAUGGAGCGCUCAGCCCGCACCUCGGUAACCUCUCUUUCCUCUCCGUGCUCAACCUCACCAACGCCAGCCUCGCCGGCGCAAUCCCAGGCGAGAUCGGCAGGCUGCGUCGCCUCAAGCUCCUCGAUCUCGGCCACAACGCCCUGUCCGGUGGCGUCCCGGCCGCCAUAGGCAACCUCACCAUGCUCCAGCUCGUUCACCUCCAGUUCAACCACCUCUCCGGCCCGAUCCCACCGGAGCUCCGGCGCCUGCGUGAGCUCCGCGCCAUGAACGUCCAGAGAAACUACCUCACUGGCUCCAUACCGAACGACUUGUUCAACAACACUCCCCUGCUGACUCACCGACGACAUGGGCAACAACAGCCUUUCAGGGCCGAUACCACGUUGCAUCGGCUCGUUGCCACUGCUGCAAUACCUCAGCUUGCAGCUUGCCGGCGCCUCCAAAGCCUCUACCUGUCCGUGAAUUCGUUUCAGGGCGUCGUCCCUGCAUGGCUCGGCGAGCUGACGGCUGUCCAAGUCAUCAGCCUGUAUGAGAAUCACUUCGACGCAGCUCCAAUCCCAGCUGCACUCAGCAACCUCACCAUGCUACGUCUGCUAGACCUCCAAUCAUGUAACCUUACAGGACCCAUUCCACCAGAGCUUGGGCAGCUACGCCAACUUUCAGUGUUGAAUCUUUACAGCAACCUACUGACUGGACCUGUUCCUGCUUCUCUCGGUAACCUGUCUAACAUGAUUUACCUGGAACUGGAACAAAACAUGUUGGAUGGACCGUUGCCUAUGACGAUCGGUGACAUGAACUCGCUGACGGAACUUCUACUCGCAGAAAACCACCUGCAAGGGGAUCUCAAAUUCCUGUCUGUUCUUUCAAAAUGUAGUAUGCUUUCAGCACUUCAAUUCCACACGAAUCAUUUCACCGGGACCCUCGUCCCGGACCACGUUGGGAACCUUUCAAGCUAUCUGCAAGUUUUCGAUGCAUCCGACAACAUGAUUGCUGGUGGUCUUCCGGCUACGGUUUCUAACUUGACUGGUCUUGAGAUUCUAGAUCUCGCAAGAAACCAGCUUCAGAACCCAGUUCCAGAACCAAUCAUGAUGAUGGACAGUAUCCAGUGGCUUGAUCUCAGUGGAAAUAGGCUGUCUGGCACCAUUCCCUCGAAUGCUGCAAUCCUGAAGAAUGUUGAAAUCAUAUACCUUGACAGCAACCAAUUUUCUGGCUCCAUUCCUAGCGGCAUCGGUAAUCUCACCAAACUAGAGAUCCUAAUAUUAUGUGAUAACCAGUUCACAUCUACCAUACCACCGAGCUUGUUUCGUCUUGAUAGGCUCCUCGGAAUAGAUCUGUCUCAAAACUUGUUAAGUGGUGCAUUACCAAUUAAUAUAAGUUUGAAGCAAAUGAACAUGAUGGAUUUGUCUACCAACCACUUAGUUGGUAGCCUGCCAGAUUCACUUGGGCAGCUUCAGAUGAUGAGCUACCUGAACCUAUCACUCAAUUCGUUUCAUGACCCGAUCCCACCCUCUUUUGAGAAGCUGACAAGCUUGCAAACUUUGGACCUGUCCCAUAACAAUAUCUCCGGAGCCAUCCCAAAGUACCUGGCUAACUUUACCAUACUCACUAGUUUGAAUUUGUCCUUCAAUAAGCUUCAAGGUCACAUACCAGAAGGAGGUGUCUUCUCAAAUAUCACGCGGCGAUCCUUGGAGGGGAACCCAGGGCUAUGUGGCGCUUUACGCUUAGGGUUUUCUCCAUGCCCAAGCAAAACAUUUACUCAUCGGGGCUAUGCUCACAUUCUAAAAUAUUUACUCCCCACAAUCAUCAUAUCUGUUGGAGCUGUAGCUUUCUGCCUAUGUGUAAUGCUUAAGAAAGUUAAGAAGCGUCAAGGGAAUUCUGCUGGUAUGGUUGACAUGGUUAAUCAUCAAUUAGUCUCCUACCAUGAACUCGCUCGUGCUACCGAAAAUUUCAGUGAUGCUAACAUGUUGGGGUCUGGAAGCUUUGGGAAAGUUUUUAAGGGCCAGCUGAGCAAUGGUCUGGUGGUUGCCAUAAAAGUUAUACACAUGCAUAUGGAACAAGCUAUUGCAAGGUUUGAUGCAGAGUGUUGUGUGCUUCGAAUGGCUCGACAUCGCAACCUGAUAAAGAUAUUGAACACCUGCUCCAAUCUAGACUUCAGAGCACUGGUGCUUGAGUACAUGCCCAAUGGGAGCUUAGAGGAGCUCUUACACUCUAACGGAAGAAUACAAUUGCAGUUCAUAGAGAGGCUAGACAUCAUGCUACAUGUGUCGAUGGCAAUGGAGUAUCUACACCAUGAGCAUUGCGAGGUGGUCCUACACUGCGACUUGAAGCCUAGCAACGUGCUAUUUGAUGAGGACAUGACUGCGCAUGUGGCGGAUUUUGGCAUUGCAAGGAUUUUGCUUGGUGAUGAAAAUUCCAUGAUCUCCGCAAACAUGCCUGGAACAAUUGGAUACAUGGCACCAGAGUAUGGCUCUGUUGGAAAAGCUUCACGGAAGAGCGACGUGUUUAGCUAUGGGAUCAUGCUCCUUGAAGUCUUUACUGGGAAGAGACCCACAGAUGCUAUGUUUGUUGGUGAACUGAGCCUCAGGCAUUGGGUCCAUCAGGCAUUUCCUGAAGGGCUUGUCCAGGUCGUGGAUGGUCGUAUUCUACUUGAUGAUGCUUCUGCUACCAGCAGCCUGAAUGGCUUUCUUGUGGCAGUGAUGGAGCUGGGUUUGCUCUGCUCAGCUGACUCGCCGGAGCAAAGAAUGACAAUGAAGGAUGUGGUGGUGACACUAAAGAAGGUCAGGAAGGAUUACAUCAAGAUGGUCGCAAUGAAGCCGAGUGCCAUCCAGCGCCCAGCAGUGAUCGAUUAG